Molecule: messenger RNA, 2912 nt
Organism: Astrephomene gubernaculifera
Lineage: Eukaryota; Viridiplantae; Chlorophyta; Chlorophyceae; Chlamydomonadales; Astrephomenaceae
Source: the annotation of a GenBank genome assembly
AAGGGCCCUGCUAGGCACCUUCACGCUACGCACAGAAACUGUAAUGCGUUUUUGCUUUGCUGAUCACCUGCUGACGGGGCAAUUUGAGGCACAACAUAACUAGUAACAUAGCGGCCCUACUUGCGAGAGUUCCGUGACUUAGUUGCCAGUUGAGGAUCGAAACGCUUAAAUAAACAAUGCUUAAAGGAGCCGGGGAAGCGCAAUUGCGCAAGCAGCAGCUGCCUUGCGUGCGGACGGCCCAUCGCCUAGCUUGCCCAGUUAGGAGGACCUUUACAAUUCGGGCCAGCGCAGCCGUCGCCCUUCCCCUGCAAGAUUGCAGUGCGAUUCAGCAGCAGGCAGCUGAGAGGCAAAUUCAGCAGCACCCGGCGGCGCGCUUAGUAUCAGUUGGGCAAGAGCUCGUGGCGACCUGCGCAGCCGUAACUUUGGCAAAGGCUGUUCUCCAGCUUGUUGCUGUGUAUGUCGAAAAGGCGCGAGAUGUAUUGACUGCUGCUCUUCCGACUAGCGGACGCUCCAAACUGCCCGAGGAUGCGCGACAGCAAUUGAUGAACAUGCGCAAGCAUACCCGGCUACUGGCGUUCGUGCUGCCCUUUGCAAGGGCUUUUGCAGCUGAGUCCCUGACUUCCGUGUACGCUCGCACUUUUGAGCGUGCGGCUUUCGGAUUCGCCAAGAUGUACCUCUUCUGCCUGUUCAUGCGCGUGCUGCUGUCCUGGUUCCCCUCCAUCGACUGGAACGCGCAGCCCUGGGCCUUCCUGCGUCUGAUCACGGAGCCCUACCUGCAGAUCUACCGGGGCAUCCUGCCGCCGCUGUUCGGGCAGCUGGACUUCACACCGCUCUUCGGCUUCCUCAUCCUGCAGGAUGUCGUGGAGCUGAUGUCCCCCGUGUACACGCUGGGCCACGCGCGCGAGAGCUCCAUGUUCUGGACCACCAGCGACGUCAUGUGCUACUUUGAUGGGCACUAAGGGAGGAGGCAGGAGAUGGGAGGGGAGGGAAGCAGCAGGCGGAGGGGAGGGGAAGGGAGCAGCAGGCGGAAGGCGGAGGCCGAGGGGGAUAGCAGCAGGUGGAGGCGGAGGAGGACAGCAGCAGAGGGAUGAGGACGAGGAGGGCGCAGGCAGGCAGCAGCAGCAGCGGCAGGGUAGCGGUGGUUGGAUUUGGAUAAGCAAGAGCCGCCAGGGAAGGGUAGCAGCAGCAGCGGCGGCAGCACCGCCAUCCAGUUAAGCGGCGGUAGCACAAGAGGGCCGAGAUGAGGGAUCACAGUGCGGCGGCAGCGGCAGCACCGCGGCCCGGAAGCGCCUCAGUUGGGCAGGGGCCCGUCAGUUGGGCAGGGGCAUGCUCCCCGUGCACGUAUCGCGGCUGCUAUGACGGCAGCUGUGGCAGCUGCUGUUACUGCAGUGGUGCUGCUAUCCACGUAGCAUCAAAACAGCAGCAGCAACAGCAGCAGCAGCGCGGCAGAAGAGGGCUGCCGAGCAGCAGCACGGUGUAAGGGGCCUGCCUAGCUGUUAGCUGCGAGGCUGCAGGUGUUGGGGCCGACAGGAGUUGCACCCGCACCCCAGCAGUAGCAGGCAGCAGUGGAAGCCAGCAUGUGGAAGCCAGCAGAGGAGGAGCACAGACGACAAUAGCCGUAAUCGGGCUUGCUGCGACGGCUGCUGCUGCUGCAGCAAUGGCAGCGGCUGGCAGUGGGCUCGCCCGUUGCGGCCGCUGCAUGUGCCCGCUCGCUGCACCCAUAGCUGCAGAGCGGCAGGAAGCGCUUGCACUUGCUGCCCCUUCGGGUAGCGCGGACCCGGCAGGGCCGUUGCUACUGGCGCUGCUUCUCGGUUGAGGAGCUGUGGGGACAGGAGCCAUAUGGUCCGUCCUUGUGACACGAGUUUCCUGGCUGGUGUGGCUCUGCUGCAUGGUUUUGCACAGACCGAAGAAGUACCCGGUAGUCAGCGGCUUAUCGUCGUGUGCUAAAGAGGUCCUGUUACACUGACCCAUGGGUCGGCAGGGACGCAAUCACACCUCCCUACUGGUUCAGCAGCCGCGGUCCUUCGUGAUUUCCAUUGCUUGUGCCAUGCUGCGUGCAUAUCCUUUUUAGCGCCGAACGUGCUUGGUAGGCAUGCCGCACAUGGCGUGUCAGCCGUCUUCUUGGUGCGGCGUAGGCGUGUUGCUGUUCUCGGUGUGGUACUGUGAUGCAGACCACAAGUAGAGAGGUAAUCGGGAGGAAUGUGGAGGAGCCCUUUGGGAAGCCGAGAUGGGCUCGAUCCACGCAUGGAGCCCUUUGGGAAGCCGAGAUGGGCUCGAUCCACGCAUGGAGCCCUUUGGGAAGCCGAGAUGGGCUCGAUCCACGCAUGGAGCCAUGGCAAGGCAGGUUUAGGGUUUGCAUGUGGUUCAUUUUGAUGCCUGUGGAGGGAUUGCCUGCUGUCGUGGUGCUAGACCUUACAGCAGGGAGGCGGGGGCGAGUUGGGAUAAGGACGUGUUUUCUGCAUGGCCCGCAUUGGGUCCGUUGUUGUACCGCUCUUACUCCCGUUAUAACGUUUACGUUGCUUGCGCUUUCGUGUUCGUUCUGGUUUCGGCCGUGUUGCAGCCGAUUCUUUUAGGUGGGCAGAACCGUUGUUGUUGAUGCGGAAAGUGUUUUCGGACGCGUACGGAUGCAGUAAAGUGUCUGCGUCGAAUAAGACGUGGGAAGGAUGAGGUGUCGUGGAGGACAUUUGACCGCUUGAGGAGGUUAGGUGGGUGGGUGUGGUUCUCUAAGCGGCGCGCGCGGGCGUGUGUAGUUUUGGACUUCCGUACACCUGCCUGCGCGCGUGCUCUGAGCGACGACUCCUGCUCGUCCUCGUCUCAUCGCCUUCGAGACGUGAAAAGGUUUUUUAUACGAUGGUUGUCUACCCAAAACACGGCAUGGAGAGGAGGUGUGCAAAACUGCAAAAGCAUACAUG